AUGGCGCCCGAGGAGAUUUUAAAACGCGCGCAGGAAAUGAACUGCGCAGUGAUUACUGCGCGGGCGGGAAAUGUAAGUGUAAGUGUAAGUGUAAGUGAUAGUAAAGUUGUAAAUAAAUUGAAAACUUUUAUUGAUCUCGUAGAAGAAAGUGGAUAUGUAGGUGAGGAACAUGAAGUGAAAACAGAGGACGGGUACGAAUUGAUAGUGCACAGAAUCUCUGGCGGGCCUUUAAAUCCAGUUAGAUUUGGAAAACCAGUUAUUUUAUUACUCCAUGGGCUUAUGGGUGCAUCUGACGUCUGGGUCUUACGUGGGCCUGCUCAAGAUAUUGCAUAUUUAUUAGUCGACCAAGAUUAUGACGUCUGGGCAAUAAAUGUACGUGGUAAUUACUAUUCAACAUUACACAUGAACAUUACAAGCAAUUCCACAUACUGGAACUUUAGCUGGCAUGAAAAUGGGAUGUACGAUGUACCAGCAACGAUAAAUUAUAUAUUAUCAUUAACAAACCAAAAAAAAUUAUCAUUAAUCGGACACUCGAUGGGUGGAACUGAAAUUCUCGUUUUAUUAUCAACGAGACCUGAAUUUAAUAAUAAAGUAAAUAUUGCAAUAACAUGGGCACCUGCUGCGACAGUUACUCAUGACAUACCUGGUUUUUUUCCGAAUUUUGUAUUCCAACAUGCCAAUGAAGUGACAUCAUCAAUAUUACGUAUAAAAGAUCAUUAUCCACAAGGAACUUCAUUAAAAACAAUUUUACACUACGGACAAGUAUUUGCCAGUCGCAGAUUUCAACAGUAUGAUUAUGGAAAGAUGAUUAAUUUGAUAAAAUACAAUGAUAUUAAACCACCGGAAUAUUUAUUGAGCAGAAUAACGACGCCAGUUAUUAUUUAUUAUGCUCGUGAUGAUCGAUUAGUCACUAAAGAGGAUGUCAAUUUGUUGUUGACAAAAAUCCCAACUGCAAUUGCCAAAGAAGUACCGAGCGACGAUUUUGGACAUCUCGGUUUUAUUAUUUCGAAAAAUACUAAAUCAUUAAUUUAUGACAGAGGGUGA
Molecule: messenger RNA, 1044 nt
Organism: Microplitis demolitor
Lineage: Eukaryota; Metazoa; Arthropoda; Insecta; Hymenoptera; Braconidae
Product: lipase 3-like
Exons: 9
Coding region: 1-1044 (347 amino acids)
Molecular function (GO): hydrolase activity, acting on ester bonds
Source: RefSeq, a predicted model, not a curated record